AUGUUUAAAGUGAUUUUAGGAGUGGAUGCUGAGGUGUUUGUGUGCCCGCAGGCGUCUCUUCUGCAGCUGGAGCAGAGCUGUGAGUCUGCUGGUUCUCAGGUGAAGCUGCAGGAGAAGAUGCUCUCUGCUCUGCUCUGCGAUACGGAGCAGCUCCAGCGCAGCGUCCUCCGUCUGGACGCACAGCUCCACAGCCUCCUGCUGGAGAACCUGGAGCUCCGGAGCUGGACGGAGGAGCAGCAGGAGCGCCGCCGCUCCCAGCAGACGGAGUUCAGCUCGCACCGCAGCCGCGUGAGCGACUACAGGACAGCCGUGUGUCUGCAGGAGAGCCGAGCGCACCUCCAUCAGGAGCUCCAGCACAAGCAGCAGGAGGCGUCUGGACUCAGACUCGCUCUGGAGGAGCUCCAGACCGACCUCCAGAAACCAGUCCGUCAGACGCAGAAGGAACUCGAGCUUCUCAAGGAGAACAUUCUUGCAGCCAGACAGACUGUGAUGGAGAGAAAAGCUCGUCUGGAGAACGAACGGCAAACGCAGACGCAGCUGAGGAGAGAGAUCGAGAUUCAGGAGCGCAGAUGUGAGGCCAUCCUGAAGCGUCUGCGCAGCCAGCUGAAGGAAGCUCAGUCGGGUCACCUGCAGCUGCGCAGCGACGUCACACACCUGCAGACGCAGCUGGAGGAGCUCAGGACUCAGCUGGAGCGAGACGGAUGCUGAUGGAGCUUAAGACAAGAAGUUAAAGGUUCUGUGGGAAUGUGUUUGAAUUAGAGCUGCGGAACGAUCAGUCGCGAUUAAUCGAUUCAAAAUGAAAGUGUAUGUUUACAUAUGAUAUGUGUGUGUGCUGUGUAUAUUUAUGUAUAUAUCAUUCCGCAGCUCUAGUUUGAAUGCACACCUGUGAUUUAAAAUGUAUUAAUUUUCUGUGAACAUGUUUUAAUCUAAACUGCAGGUUCGUUCAGUCCGGCACUGGUCAGUGUGUGUUUGGAUGUUUUCUGUUUAAAAACGAGCCGGAGACUGCGUCGAAUACUGUUCAACCAGUUAACAGUUAACCGGCUCUCAUGUUUCUCUCUGUCUGCUACAGCAGAUUAAUAUGCAUAACAAAAUUAAACAGUACUUUCAUUAUUUGUACAUAUACAGUGUGAUUUACUGCACCGACGGAAUCAAAUCGGGGCACAUACAUUAAAGAGAAUGACCAAAUAUGAUUAAAAUAUGCAAGCAGACACUGUCAAAACGGCAAGCAAGAAAUGUAUCGAUACCUUCGAAAAAACACAUGCAUCAUUUUCAAUGUCAACAGAAAAAAAAGUGCCAAAUAUAAGUGAAAAACAAACGUAAUUAGGUAUUUCACACUCGUGUCAUUCAUUGAUGCAUACUGUAUGAUAAUCCGACAAUAAAACAAAUUAACAACAAAGAACUAGAGGAAG
Sinocyclocheilus anshuiensis is the source of this 1409-nucleotide messenger RNA. It is a transcript of the gene ccdc122, whose product is annotated as coiled-coil domain containing 122. The record is from RefSeq and is a predicted model, not a curated record. The transcript is spliced from 3 exons. Lineage: Eukaryota; Metazoa; Chordata; Actinopteri; Cypriniformes; Cyprinidae. The coding region runs from base 1 to 708 and encodes 235 amino acids.